ACAGGAACCAGGCCCAUCUUCCCUUUGACCCCAAACCUUCAACGAAAGUGAAAGAAACAAGAGUCUCAAAUCUAGAGAAUGACGUCUCCUCACCCUUCGUCCACUCGCAAAAUUUCACACUAGAACGUGAAAGGAAUGCAUCUAAAAUGAGACCCCCGCAUUUUAAAUUCAUUAAUCCCCAUCCCUUCAGGUACGUAUUAACUCUUCCAGAUUAGAGUUAUUAUUAUUUAGAAAAAUUCCCCAAGGACCCAAAAUAUGGGACCAACAGAGGGACAUGUGAAAUGUUUCCCUUAUUGGUCGCAUAUUUUGGAUCCAUAUAGCAAAUCUCUAUUAUUUAACUCCUCAUUAUCCUUACUCUUACCCUUACUCUUAACACACACACUGACACACACACACCCUCUCCUCCUUUAAAAGCCUCAGCUCCCUCCCCUUCCCUCCAUUCAAAUUCAACUCAACAUUUCACUCCAAAUGGCCUCCAACUCUUUAACCAAAUACGCCCAUUUAGUCCUCUUCCUUCUCCAUGUCCUCUCCUCGGCGAACUCUGCCUCAGUUCCGGCCAUUUAUGCGUUCGGAGACUCGCUGGCCGAUGUCGGCAACAACGACUACUUGAAGCUCUCGGUGCUCAAGGCUGAUUUUCCUCACAACGGGGUUGACUAUCCUGGCGGCAAAGCCACAGGGAGGUUUAGCAACGGCAAGAACUCUGCAGAUUUUCUCGCGGAUAAAGUUGGUGUUCCAACCUCCCCACCUUACCUCUCUAUACCGUCAAACUCCAACAGGACCCAAGCGUUUCUCUCUGGUGUCAGCUUUGCCUCUGGCGGCGCUGGGGUCCUGGAUUCCACAAAUUCAGGACAAUGCCUCACAUUCAACAAGCAAAUAGACUACUUCACUACGGUAUACACUGAGCUGGUGCAGGAAUUGGGCAGCGCGCAAGCCCAAGAUCACCUAUCAAAGUCCAUAUUCUCCUUUAUAAUUGGAAGCAAUGAUAUACUUUCUUACAUAAGGUCGAGUGACGGGAUGACACCUCAGCAGCUUGUGGAUUCUAUGAUCACUACACUAAGAGGUCAACUGAAGACUAUUUACAAUCUUGGUGCACGGAAAUUUGCAUUUGUGGGCACAGGACCAAUUGGCUGCUGCCCAUCACUACGGCGUAAAAAUGGGUCUGAUUCCUGCAAUUCCUUAGCAAAUAGUAUCUCCCUUCUCUAUGCUCAAGGUUCUGCCUCAUUACUGAAAGAUAUGCAAUCAGAACUUAGCGGAUUCAACUACUCUUUCUUCAACUCCACCAUCACACUGCUUCAAUACCUUCAAGAUCCAUCCAACUACGGAUUUACUGAAGUUAAGGCUGCAUGCUGUGGACUGGGAAAUCUCAAUGCUAAGGUUGCUUGCCUCCCAGUAUCCAAAUUGUGUCAGAAGAGGUCAGACUUUGUAUUUUGGGACCUAUUCCAUCCUACGGAGAAAACCGCUGGAUUGCUUGCAGACACUAUAUUUGACGGAUCAUCACCAUUUGUGUACCCAAUUAAUGUAAAACAGUUGAGUAACCUUUGAAAUAAGCUUUUUUUUCUUUUCUUUUCUUUUCUUUGUUACAUAGGCCCAAAGAACUUGGGCAGUAUAGAGGUUGUCAACAAGUAUAGUGACAAAGAUGUGAUGUACAUCAAAAAUGUUCUCAGAAAUGAAAUUAUCUCAGAAAGUAUCGAUAACUACCCAAGUUUAAGGGUGUAUU
Molecule: messenger RNA, 1717 nt
Organism: Asparagus officinalis (garden asparagus)
Lineage: Eukaryota; Viridiplantae; Streptophyta; Magnoliopsida; Asparagales; Asparagaceae
Product: GDSL esterase/lipase At5g55050-like
Exons: 5
Coding region: 469-1542 (357 amino acids)
Molecular function (GO): hydrolase activity, acting on ester bonds
Source: RefSeq, a predicted model, not a curated record